AUGGAGCCAGACGACAAACAAAAGACAGCCCUUGCCACACGUCGUGGACUUUUCCAGUUUAAGGUCAUGCCAUUCGGUUUAUGUUGUGCUCCUGCAACAUUUGAGCGCCUAAUGGAAAGUGUUUUUGCAGGCCUUCACCGGGAUAUCUGUCUUGUUUACCUGGACGACGUGAUAGUGACAGGCAAAACCUUUGAGGAAAUGUUGGCAAGCCUUAGAAGAGUUUUUGACAGACUGCAAAACGCAGGUUUUAAACUAAAAGCCAAGAAAUGCUGCUUGUUUGCCAACAAGGUGACUUACCUUGGACAUGUAGUAUCAGAGAAAGGUGUAGCGACUGACCCAGACAAAACAGCUGCAGUAGAACAGUGGCCUGUGCCUACUAACGCCACUGAGAAUCCAGAAGGACAGCUGGCACGUUGGUUGGAAAUCCUCAGUACUUACAGUUUUGAGAUACAACACCGGCCAGGUAACAGGCCGGAAGAAGUGAGAGCCAUAUCCCAAGCCAGUGAUUCAAGGGACGAUGAUGAUAAUCCAUUGUUAUCUAUGAAAGACAUGCAAGACAAUGAGAUCUCUCUUGUCAAACGAUGGGUCAAGGAGAAGACAAGGCCUGAAAGAUUUGAGGAGGAAGAUGGAAAGACCAUACGCUUGCAGGCUAUUGUACCAAGUAGUCAACGACGGACAAUAUUCGAGUACUGUCAUGAUGUGAGGAUAGCUGCACAUCUUGGUGUGAGCAAGACACUUGCUCGAAUAAGGCAAAAGUUCUACUGGCCUGGUUUACAGGCAGACACCAGAAUGUACAUAGCAGGUUGUGAGAUAUGUUGCAAGAGGAAGAGUCCUCAAAUGAAGAAAUGA
Molecule: messenger RNA, 849 nt
Organism: Saccostrea cuccullata (small rock oyster)
Lineage: Eukaryota; Metazoa; Mollusca; Bivalvia; Ostreida; Ostreidae
Exons: 4
Coding region: 1-849 (282 amino acids)
Source: RefSeq, a predicted model, not a curated record